This is a messenger RNA of Folsomia candida, 2793 nucleotides long. Its product is annotated as RNA-binding protein Rsf1. The coding region runs from base 194 to 724 and encodes 176 amino acids. The transcript is spliced from 7 exons. Lineage: Eukaryota; Metazoa; Arthropoda; Collembola; Entomobryomorpha; Isotomidae. The record is from RefSeq and is a predicted model, not a curated record. Gene Ontology annotation, cellular component: spliceosomal complex; nuclear speck. Gene Ontology annotation, molecular function: RNA binding. Gene Ontology annotation, biological process: mRNA splicing, via spliceosome; positive regulation of mRNA splicing, via spliceosome.
CGGAGAGAAGCUCUCUCAGACAGGCAGCAGCAGAGGAGGCGAGAGCAUCACGUCGUAAUCUACGUCUUCGUUUUUCUUCGAUUUUUCGCGUAAUUUUUUGGGCUCCCAGUCCCAUCCCUUACAAGCCCACUACUACCCUUCGUCGUCGUCAAAACAGGUCAUCCAGAACCACCCCCUCUCUUCGUGAAAUAAGAUGGCUACCCGUAUCUACGUUGGUGGAAUAAAUGACACGGUUACCCGUGAACAUUUGGAGGACUUGUUCAACAAGUAUGGCAAGACCGAGCACGUUUGGGUUGCAUUCAACCCCCCAGGUUUCGCCUUCGUCAACUUUGAAACCGAACAAUCUGCGACUGAUGCCGUGGACGCUCUGAAUGGAGAAGAAUUCAUGGGAUGCAAGCUCCGUGUUGAAGUUUCUCGCCCAAGGGCCCCAGGCGGUCGAGGUGGACGUGGCGGAUAUGGGGGCGGCCGAGGUGGAGGUGGUCGAGGAGGCUAUGAUGGUGGUGGCGGUGGAGGUUAUCGAGGUGGACGUGGCGGUGGCGGAGGAGGAGGAUUCCGAGGAGGACGUCGAGACGAUGAUCGUGGAAGCCGUUACGACAACUACCGCUCUUCUGGUGGUGGAGGAGGAGGCUCUCGUGGGGGUUCCCGUGGUGGAGGUUCUCGCGGAGGUGGUGAUCGCUAUCGUAGUCGCUCGCCCCAAAGCCGCGGAAGGUACGAUUCCGAUUAAGCUGGGGCGGCGGCUACGGUGACUCCAGCGGAUAUGGCGGGUAUUCUCGGAGUUCCGGUGGUGGUGAUGGCUAUGGAAGCUAUUAAUUACCCCCCACCCCCAGUACCAACUACCACUACUACUUAGUUCUACUACAGAGACACUUACAUUAAGCAAAAACCAAGGUAUCAAAAACCCUCUCUUCCGUAUAUUCGCACGCAGUCAGCUAGUUCUUCGUACAAUAAUAUUUCUUCUGUUUAUUUGCCAUUUGCCAUCGUCUUAUUCUUUAAUUGGUUUGUCUCCGCUCCGAUAUUAAGCCAGAACUUCGUAUUAUUAUAAUCAAUUUCUCACUCUCUCUCUUUUUUGAAACAAUGCAGUCACAGGCAAAAAAAUCCAAUCGAGUUCUUCGCUAUAUUACGGUGCUCUCAAUUUCAGAUUAUUCAUGAAAUUUCUCGAAAUUAACUUCGCGUCGAAUUUUCUUCGAUUGGAAAAGACUGCAUAAAAAUGUAACAACGAAAGAAAUCUCGGCUUACUACUGGACUGUGAUAAAUCUUGUGUUCGUUCGCUGUGAUAAACAGUUACAAACUUCACAAAAGAUAUUACCCCUUUUCACCGCAAAAUGCAAAAUGCCCUCUCAACUAAUGUCUCCUUAUCCACUCGAUUACCCUACCCCACCCCCCAUUCACUAUCAAACCUGCAUUAAAAUUCCUUGUCAGGUGCUAGUCACAUCACAAAAUUUUGUCCCGAUAAGUUUAUCCAGUUCUAUAAUAAACCUCACUUGACAUUGUGGUGAAAGAACUAAUCAAUUGUUCAAAUCGAUCUCAAUUUUGACAACCCUUUUCACUCCCGUCCCCACAAUUAACAUUUCUCCUUCGACCCCUUAUAUUAUUGUCCCAACAGCAAUUAUUACCAAGAAUAGGACCCAUGCGCUACUUUACUUUUUGACUUUCUGUGAUCUCUCAAUGCCAUUUAAUAUUAUGAAAUAUGAAAGUAUUGUGAAAUGCAAAAAUAUGGACAGUGUUUGAUUGAUUUACACAGUUGUAUCAUCGCUGCGCUCCCUUCGAACGUUAAAAAGCACAGACUGACUGAUUCCUUCGAUUCGUGACUUCGAUGUACUUCAUCUUAUACCUCGUCAUCAUCGCUCCGACUUGAAGAAAAUCAAGCCACGUAAUACUAAUUUAUUUGUUUCUUCAUUUCUACAUGAUUUAUUAUAAUUACUGAUAAUCAGUCCUCAUCAUAACUUUUCAAUGUUUCCCCCAUUCGAAAUCUUCGCAAAUUUUCAGUUUGUCGUCUGCUGAACAAAGUGUUUAAUGUUGAUCUCGUUUCAAUCGUGUUACAAUAGGUGCAAGCAGCGUAUAUAAAAUAUUCUACGUUUUUUUAUAAAUAUUGUUGUGCUUCAAGGAUUAUCUGCUACUACUAACUAAACUGCUAUCCCAACUAAAUAGACAAAUGUGUUUGUUAAUUGUAUUUCUAAAAUCCUGCGUUAUAUUUGUGUGCCACACGUUUUUUGACAACUUUCAAUCGUGACUUAUCUUAUUUACUGUCGUGAAUUAUUAUUAUGUGAAGAACGACGAGCGACGCGAAGGUCGAUUAUAUAUACUACUAAUUGCAGCCAUAAAAUAAUAUUCCAUCCAAUUAUAGGGAUGAUUCAACUUGUCUAUUUGUGUUAACUGUAGGAUGUUUCCUUCAAUUUUGUAUAAUGAUAUAAUUAAUUAUUGUUCUCGUGUUUGUUUUCUAGCUCUACAGAAAUAAAAUUAUUAAAAUCAUCAUUUACUAUAUUAUUUUCAGCAGGUUAUAUAUUCAUAGACAGUAGUGUUUUUGUUAUUCUACAUACAUGCAUGUUCUUAGAAAUGCGUGAAAUUGUUUGAGUUAAUACAUAUUACAUACAUACAUAUGCUGUCGUCUCUGUGUAGUUACUUAACUGAUUAUUUUAAUCUCAACAAUAAUAUUAUCAUUGUUGGUUAAAUACUCUUGAUCCGGCAGCUUUAAUUAUAAUAUUCUAUUCCUACAAUUAUUUGAAAAUUAUUUAAAAAUUUGGAGAUAUUUUAUCUUAUUUUGAGUACUCAAUAAAUUGUUACUAUUUAAAUUAA